Tripterygium wilfordii is the source of this 822-nucleotide messenger RNA. RefSeq lists its product as uncharacterized. Lineage: Eukaryota; Viridiplantae; Streptophyta; Magnoliopsida; Celastrales; Celastraceae. The transcript is spliced from 2 exons. The record is from RefSeq and is a predicted model, not a curated record. The coding region runs from base 1 to 822 and encodes 273 amino acids.
AUGGGCAAUGAGGUGAAGUGGCCGCCCAAGAAAGAAACUGAAGGGUGGAAGGACCCUAGAAAGUGGUGCGAUUUUCACCAAGAUAUUGGGCAUACUACUCCUGAUUGUAGAGGCCUCAGGUAUGAGGUGGAUUACCUGCUGAAAAAAGGCCAUCUGAGAGAUUUGCUAUCUGAACGAGGUAGAGCAAUUUGGGAGAAGAGGAAAGUCGAUGACCCAAAGGCAUUACCACCGCCACCACCAGUUACUCAAACUUAUUGUGUAAUCUCUGGAGGAUCAGAAAUUAGUGGACUGUCUCAUACCUCUGCUAAGAAGCAUGAGAAAGGAUCAGCGAACUCAGCUGCUAAAAUGGCACAGUUUGUAGGGAAUUUCACUAACCAAGUGAUGGUGUUUGUUGAUGAUGAAGCUACCCAACUUCUACACCCGCACCAUGAUGCUUUGGUGCUUACGCUUCAUGUUGUAAACAUUAAUCUGAAGCGAAUUUUGAUUGACAAUGGAAGUUCAGCUAACACUUUGAUAUUGCGGAAGUCGACAACACUCAUUGGGUUCAAUGGCGAGGUGAGCCAUUCAUCGGGUGAAGUUGUGUUGCCCAUUUAUGCCCCAGGAUUGAACAAGCAGACCAGGUUUUCCAUUGUGGAUUCACCUUCUGCUUAUAACGCCAUUCUAGGACGCCCUCGGUUGCAUGCUAUAAGAGCCGUACCCUCUACUUAUCACCAAGUCCUACGCUACCCCACUAACGGUGGCGUUAGGGAAAUCUUGGGAGAUCAGCACUCUUCUAGGAGUUGCUACAAAACCACCAUGAGGAGUAAGAAUGAGUCCUUAUAG